AGGAAGCCGAUGUAUUGUGUGAAUCAUACCAUGAUUGUAUGUGGGUAUAUAUAUGUAUACGAGUGAAGCGAGCGACGCUGGAUAGACAAAAGGCGUCUGGUCGGGAUCGUUCCCCCACCAGCCACAAAACCACACUGCACGACGACCGACGAGAGGAACAAGAAUGACAUCGUCGGGCGUCGGCGGAGGAGGAGGUGGCGGCGGUAGGUAUAUGACUUACUCUCCGUCACCGUCUGCUCCCCACUCUCCUCAUAUAUCUGGGCUACGGUCCGCUCCUUCAUCCACCUCUGCCAUGAUCCUGGAUAAGGAGAAAUAUCUCUCUGAGUUACUGGCAGAACGGCAGAAACUUAGUCCAUUUAUGCCUGUGGUACCAAUUCUUUAUCGAUUGUUAAAUCGAGAAAUAUUGCAUGUAACCACGCUGUUGGGGAAUGCAUCAGUUUUAGGGCAUAGUGGGCUUGAACAUGCUAGCCCCCUGGCUUCUGGAGGGAUAUUUUCAAAUGGAGGAGCCGAUAUGAACGGAUGGGCAUCACGUUUUCAAUCAGAUAUGUCGGGUUUAUCACAGCCCUCAACACCACAAAACUGGUUGAGUUCUCAAGGUAGCUCAUCUGGCCUUAUUGUUAAGAGAACAAUCAGGGUGGAUAUUCCAAUCAACAAAUAUCCUAAUUACAACUUUGUUGGGCGCCUCCUUGGCCCUAGGGGCAAUUCUCUUAAGCGAGUGGAAGCAAGUACGGAGUGCCGUGUUCUUAUCAGAGGUCGUGGUAGCAUCAAGGAUCUAGCAAGGGAAGAAAUGAUGAGGGGGAAACCAGGGUAUGAGCAUCUGAAUGAACCUCUCCAUAUCCUCAUCGAGGCAGAAUUACCAGUUGAAAUGGUUGAUACUCGCCUAAUGCAAGCACGUGAGAUACUUGAAGAUUUAUUGAAACCUAUUGACGAAUCUCAGGAUUUCUACAAAAAACAGCAGCUAAGAGAACUAGCAUUGCUCAAUGGUACGCUUCGUGAUGAAGGUUCUCCCAUGUCUGGUUCGGUAUCCCCCUUUCACAACAGCCUUGGUAUGAAGAGGGCCAAGACCAGAGGGUGAAGGAUUUCUGCUUCGAGUGGCAUUUGGAGCAUGAUUUGAGAUAGUUUCUGCCAGUACACAGUAAUUCCCACCCAACAGGUAUUGCCGUUGGCCAAUGACUCCACCUGCCAUCGGGGCACUGGCUUUUCUAGCGUGCUGGUUCCAACCUGUUGUUAUAUGAAGUGUGUUUAUCAUAUUGUUCGGAGGAGAGGUGAAUGGCAGUAUCAUGUGGUGAAGGACUGAGUUCGAGGAUUUGCUUUUAUACAUGUGGGUUUUAGGCUGUUUGGGUGGAGCAGUGUCGCUCUGAGAUUGUCAAUGAAUUAUUAGGCUUAUCGUAUGCGUUUAAUGACAGUUCUGAUAUACUGCUGGUGUUAUCAGUUAUGCUUGGUAAUAUCCUAAUAGUGCACUGUUUGUAUACACAAUAGGCAGUCGAACUGCGAUGGAAAUUUAUGCCUGUUGUCUCAAUUUGAGGGUUCUGUAUCAUUGUUCAUGUUUAGUUUGAGGGUUAUGUAUUAUUAUUCAUGCUUAGAUUGGAAUUGAAAUUGGUUAAGGUGUUGUUGC
This is a messenger RNA of Tripterygium wilfordii, 1615 nucleotides long. Its product is annotated as KH domain-containing protein At5g56140-like. The transcript has 7 exons. The record is from RefSeq and is a predicted model, not a curated record. Gene Ontology annotation, biological process: regulation of mRNA splicing, via spliceosome. Gene Ontology annotation, molecular function: mRNA binding. NCBI's taxonomy places the organism in Eukaryota, Viridiplantae, Streptophyta, Magnoliopsida, Celastrales, Celastraceae. Gene Ontology annotation, cellular component: nucleus. Bases 164 to 1075 code for a protein of 303 amino acids.